Molecule: messenger RNA, 1716 nt
Organism: Cynara cardunculus var. scolymus (artichoke)
Lineage: Eukaryota; Viridiplantae; Streptophyta; Magnoliopsida; Asterales; Asteraceae
Product: UDP-glycosyltransferase 90A1-like
Exons: 1
Coding region: 204-1610 (468 amino acids)
Molecular function (GO): UDP-glycosyltransferase activity
Source: RefSeq, a predicted model, not a curated record
AACCGCCAAUAUCAGCGUAAAAACCGAGGAGUAAAAUUGUGAUUUACUCAUCACGUUGAAAUCGUUGGUAAGCAUUUUAAGGUUAAAGUAUUUAAUCUGAUUAGCAACGUGUGGGAAUCUUCGUAGACCUUCCAUUUAAAUAAGAAUUGUGGCAAAGGGAUCUGAACACAAUUAACUGCCAGAAAUUUUAAUUGCUUCUGGUCAUGGCCUCCUCUCUUCACGUGGUUUUGUUUCCCUUCAUGGCCAAAGGCCACACCAUCCCAGUCCUCCAACUAGCCCGUCUCUUCCUCCGCCGUAACGCCACCGUCACUCUCUUCACCACUCCUGCCAACCACCCUUUCGUCUCCGCCACUCUCUCCGACACACCCACCACCAUCAUCUCCCUCCCCUUCCCUCAAAACAUCCCCGGCGUCCCCUCCGGCGUCGAGAGCACUGACAAACUCCCUUCCAUGUCCCUCUUCCUCCCAUUCGUCUCCUCCACAAAACUAAUCGAACCCCACUUCGAACAAGCCCUUCAGUCCCUGCAAACUCCCGUCACCUUCAUGGUCACCGACGGCUUCUUCGGCUGGACACUCGAUUCAGCUAACAAAUUCAAUAUCCCACGGCUAGUCUACUAUGGCAUGAGCAACUUCUCCGUCACCCUUUCUGCGCUCAUAUCCAACAACCCUAAUCUCUUCGACGGCAAAUCCGACACCGACCAAGUCACCGUCCCUGAAUUCCCAUGGAUGAAGGUGGCCAGAAUCGAUUUCGGUGAUGGGUUUAACAGAAAUAAUGAUAGCAAAAACCCUUUAGCUGAAUGGGUGAUGGAGCAGAUACUUGCAACCAGAAAAAGCUAUGGUUUGGUUACCAACAGUUUCUUCGAGCUCGAACCAGUUUACACAGAUUUCUGGAACUCAAACUUUCCACCAAAAUCAUGGUGCGUCGGUCCUUUCUGUUUUAGUCAAGAAAUGGUGGAACCAAACACUUUGUCCGCACAAAAACCAUCAUGGAUGGUUUGGCUGGAUGAAAAACUUCAACUUGGAAGUCCGGUCUUAUAUGUGGCAUUUGGGUCACAAGCCGAGAUAUCCAUGGAACAAAUCGAAGAGAUCAAAAUCGGACUAGAAAGAUCUGAAGUCAAUUUCUUUUGGGUAGUUAGAGGAAACAAAAGCACGUUUGAUGAUGGAUUCGAGGAGAGAGUGAAGGGGAGGGGGAUUGUGGUUCGAGAAUGGGUGAAUCAAAGAGAGAUAUUGAAGCAUGAGAGUGUGAAGGGGUUUGUGAGUCAUUGUGGAUGGAACUCGGUGUUGGAGAGUAUAUGUGCGGCGGUGCCGAUUGUAGCAUGGCCGUUGAUGGCGGAGCAGCCUCUGAAUGCGAAAUUUGUGGUGGAGGAAAUGGAGAUAGGGUCGAGGGUGGAGACAUGUGAUGGGAGUUUGAAUGGUUUUGUCAAGUGGGAAGAAUUGGAGAAAAGGGUGAGGGAGUUAAUGGAAGGUGAAAAAGGGAAGGAGAUGAGGAAGAAAGUGGAAGAGAUAAGUCAGGCCGCCAUGAAGGCGGUGGAAGACGGUGGUUCAUCAUGUCGGAAUAUGAAUGAGCUGAUUGAAGAGCUUCAAGCCAAGCAACUAAUUAUUAGUGAAUAGUAGCAGAACACGUAAUUGUGAUAAUAUUGAUGCAUGCAUCUGGAGGAUAGUUGACUUCAAAAAAGUGAAUAAUGUGUGCAUAUUUUUGAACCAUGCAUUUCUGCUU